GUAUUUUACCAAUAAUAAGUUUAUUAUAGUAAAAAUAAUAAUAAAAAAUGGCUCGGUGUGUUAUCCAAAGGUGUUGCUGUUUAAGCAUAAAAGAUGGACUUGAAGCAUUCGCGUAUAUUAAAAUUAUGAUAAGCUACACAACUGUCUUGUACCUGACGGGAGGUUUCUACGCCCAGUACCAAAACACGGGACAGGUAGACGUACCGGUGACCACAGCGGCCAUCCUCUGCAGUUUCACGGGGGAUUUCGUCAUGACGUUACUACAUAUUUACUCGCUGCGAAAGAAUAUUCUACCCCUCAUCCACGUAUAUCUGUACUACGUGGUGCUGACUCUGGUGGUGAUGAUCGUCGGUCUACCGUUCUACUUCUACUACGUGGUGUUGGGACCCGAACCGGCGUUGGCUCUGUACAACACCUGGGCUAUUGUGGGUACCGCCGUGGUCGCCUGGACUUGCAUAGGUCUCCACAUCCUACUAGCGUUCGCGGUAUACAGCUAUGGGGUGGUGGUCACUAAACUCAGGAGGCGGGAACUCCGGGCCAAGACGGAAACGGAGAUGAGGCGGGUUAGCGUUUAGACACGAAAUAUAUUAUUAUGUGUGUGU
Messenger RNA from Aricia agestis (brown argus), 602 nucleotides. RefSeq lists its product as uncharacterized. NCBI's taxonomy places the organism in Eukaryota, Metazoa, Arthropoda, Insecta, Lepidoptera, Lycaenidae. The transcript is spliced from 4 exons. The coding region runs from base 48 to 575 and encodes 175 amino acids. The record is from RefSeq and is a predicted model, not a curated record.